AUGGGUAAUGUGUAUAUUUACCAAAGUGGGUUACAUAUCCCAUUCACCCUUCACCACCACGACUUUACAACACUCCUUACGAGUUUGACUCUUGGUGAAGCUUCGUCUGAAAUUGUAAGCAACAGCACUGCUAAGUUCAAUGCGCAAGACUCAGCAUGGAAAGGCGUGCUUGCUGCAGACACCACAGUACAUCUUAGUCGGUAUGGAAAUAAGGAACCAUAUAUCGAAGCUGACAAGGUAAAUCUUGAAGGUCCGAGUCUCAAAAUAGAUAAUGAUGGUUUAUUGAAGUCACAAUGUGAAAAUCGGCUAAGUCAGAUGUCGUGGGUGACAGGCCCACGUGCGGGUCUUUGA
This is a messenger RNA of Plasmopara halstedii, 351 nucleotides long. RefSeq lists its product as uncharacterized. The coding region runs from base 1 to 351 and encodes 116 amino acids. The transcript is spliced from 2 exons. The record is from RefSeq and is a predicted model, not a curated record. Lineage: Eukaryota; Oomycota; Peronosporomycetes; Peronosporales; Peronosporaceae.